This is a messenger RNA of Drosophila rhopaloa, 1068 nucleotides long. RefSeq lists its product as uncharacterized. Lineage: Eukaryota; Metazoa; Arthropoda; Insecta; Diptera; Drosophilidae. The record is from RefSeq and is a predicted model, not a curated record. The transcript has 2 exons. The coding region runs from base 31 to 921 and encodes 296 amino acids.
CCCCAGAGGCAUCGGCUGUACUUCUGCACCAUGUCCGAGACCAAGUUCGUCCGGGAGCUGCUCUGCUAUGUGCCACUGCUGCUGGCUGCCUGCGUGUCGGCGAACCCCGGGUUCGAGGACCUCCGCCGCACCCCGGACUUGGAGGCCAAGGACAGCGAGGUGGACACCGCGGGAGUGCUGGACCCGUCGCAGCACAAGCUCAUGGCCUUCCAGAAGCCCCCCAUCGGGUACAAGGACUACGAAUACUUCCUGGGACCGCGUCGCACGGGAGAUCUCUACGCCGACAACGACCUCGGGGCCACCUCGGCACUGAAGAUCCACGGAGAGGGCAACUUGGCGGCCCUGAACAGGCCGGUCACUGGCGUCGCCCACAAGCCUCUGCCCUGGUACGGCGACUACUCCAGCAAGCUCCUGGCCAGUGCGCCCAUGUACCCCUCCAGGUCCUAUGAUCCCUACAUCCGCCGGUACGACAGGUACGAUGAGCAAUACCACCGCAACUACCCGCAGUACUUUGAGGACAUGUACAUGCACCGCCAGCGCUUCGAUCCGUACGACAGCUACAGUCCCCGGAUGCCGCAGUAUCCGGAUCCGUACACCAUGUAUCCGGAUCGGUAUCCGGACUCGCCGUCAGUGCGGGACUAUGCCAAAAUGCGGCGCGGAUUCAUCGAGGAGCCCAUGGCGCCGGUGGACUCCUACAGCAGCAGCAAGUACGGCUUCUCGAAGCAGUCGGAUCUGGCCUUUCCGGCCCGGAACGAGCGGAUCGUAUACUAUGCCCACCUGCCGGAGAUCGUGCGGACACCCUAUGAUUCUGCGGCCCCCGAGGAGCGGAACUCCUCGCCGUACAAGCUGAACAAGAAAAAAAUUAAAAUCAACCAGCGACCUAUUGCGAAUAAUGCUACCACCUAUAAGAUGACGUUGUAGAGGUCAAAUAGAAAUUACGACAUUUUUUUUUAUUCAUUAUACGACAGCACUUGCAUCUGCGACCCAUAGAGAUAAGCACCACGUUCAGCGUUUGGAAUAUUUCAUUACUUGUAUGCAAUCACAACAUUAAAUUAAAAAUACCCAUAA